GGCGGAUGAUUGUGCCACAAAGGGAAGCUAGAAUGAUGGAAGAACGGCACAACCUCGGGGCUGCUGCAAUUCUGACAUAUCGGCAACAGCGUGGAUGAUGGAUAAGCUGGAGGAUGAGCGGGUGUGGAGUGAUGUGAGAGUGGAUGAUGAGUUGGUUGCUCUGAAGGGCGGGGCACCUGGUUUGUCGCUUGGGAAGGUACUGUGGGGGGUGGGGGUGCCACCAAGGGAGUACAUGACAGACAUGCGGUGCCAUGAGACAGCAGAGCACCUGACCAUGAAGGGACAGGCCCGGGGACAUGAUGGGUCCAGGCUGGCAGUCCCGCAGGAGCUAGGGUAUGAUAAUGGUGCUGUGAAUGUUGAUGAUGAUGGCUCCCAUGAUGUUCCCCUGAGUGCAUUGAGGACGGAUACAAUGGCUGUGGGUUUAGAUAGGCCGUAUGACAUGAAGCCAGAGGAGGAUGCUGAUGAUGAUGAGGAAGGGGGGGAGGCCCAGGUGCAGGUGAUGAAUACUGAUCUAUGGAUGGUGAGGGUGACAUAUUUUGUGGAGGCGGCGGCGGCGCGGUCGAGUAGUGUUGUGCCAGAGUUGGCGAAUGGUGGUGUGAUGAUGUUGGUGCUGCUGGUUGAUGAUAUGGAGCAGGUGAUGGAUGAUGUAGCUGUUGGAGAGAUUCAUAAUGAGGGGGUUGAUGAGGAGGAUGAGCAUGAGAGUGGUGAUCGUGACAAGCAUCUUGAUGAGGAGGAUGAGCAUGAGAGUGGUGAUCGUGACAAGCAUCUUGAUGACGACGACUGUGAGGAUCAUGAGGAGGAUGAAGCUCACGAUCAGGAUGCGGAUGCACAGAAGAAUGAGAGUGGGUGCGAGGGUCAGGAUGGGGAGGAGGAUGCUCACCAUCAGGAUGUGGGUGCAUGUGAGAAUGAGAAUCAGUGCAAGGAUGAGAAUAGAUGUGAGGAUGAGACUGGGUAUAGCAAGUAGAGGGUUGGCCGGGCGGUGUCUGAUGAUGACCUGAGGACAGCGAAGUCGGAUCUUGUGCUGCCAUUGGCUCUUGAUAAAGUGAUUGGAGGUGC
This is a messenger RNA of Chara braunii, 1056 nucleotides long. The record is from the annotation of a GenBank genome assembly. NCBI's taxonomy places the organism in Eukaryota, Viridiplantae, Streptophyta, Charophyceae, Charales, Characeae.